Molecule: messenger RNA, 1631 nt
Organism: Amyelois transitella
Lineage: Eukaryota; Metazoa; Arthropoda; Insecta; Lepidoptera; Pyralidae
Product: prostatic acid phosphatase-like
Exons: 8
Coding region: 21-1163 (380 amino acids)
Biological process (GO): dephosphorylation
Molecular function (GO): phosphatase activity
Source: RefSeq, a predicted model, not a curated record
GUGGAAAUUGACCAAAAAACAUGUUCAAGUUCGUGGGUUUUCUGCUGCUGAUGAUCUGGAGUCAGGCCGUCUGUGGUGAUGACGUCACGGACGGAACUGAACUGGUGUUGAGCUUUCUGGUCCACAGACAUGGUGACCGGACACCCAUGGGAUCCUCUCUCGCGCUCUCAACUGAUCCCGUGGCUUUAGAGGAGCUUUCAGCGCCAUACGGAUAUGGUCAACUCACGUUGGCCGGAAAGAAGAGAGCUUUCGAGCUUGGCAAAUUCAUCCGGAGUCGCUACGACGAGCUCUUGUCUGAUAACUACAACCGAUCAGAAGUCUUCAUCAGGUCUACAGACGUUACCAGAGCUAAGAUGACCAUCCUCUCAGCUUUGGCUGCUAUCUACCCUCCCACUGGUAAGAAUUGGAAUCCAGAUCUCGCUUGGGAGCCAGUUCCUUAUACUACAGUACCUCUGAAAUAUGAUUUUAAUACCGCCUCCGUCAACUGUCCAACUUAUUCAACAGCUAGCACCUCGUUGUACUUAAUACCUGAUCCAGAAUACACGGCCAAAUACAGUGAUGUUUUGGCUGCGUUGUCUAACCAGUUGGGCUUCGACAUCUCAAAUUUACCAGUAGUUGUGUACGCCUUAUAUGAUGUCUAUGCUAGUCAGCGAAGCCUUGGUUUACCGUUGACACCAGAACUUGAAGCUAUUUUCGAUGACAUAGAAGAAGCCGCUGGUGACUCCAUGGAUUUGAGUUUCGGAAAUGAAGCUUACAUACCUUAUCAAGCAGGAGUACUUCUCGACGAGUUCUACACCUACGCCAACGUGGCUAUUUCUGGCGUGAACACCCCAAGGCUCAGGAUCUACUCCGCUCACGAUUUCAACGUCUUCUCCUUCGAAGCGGUCACCAAGGUGAACAAGCAAGGAGCCCCAAGAUACGCUUCAGCCUACUCUUUGGAACUUAGAAGGGUUACUGCCACUGGGAAAUAUGUUGUUUUGCCUGUGUAUCUGCCGUCACCUGGAGAAGACGUGGUCUACCUUCAAGUGGAAGGCUGCGAUGUCCUCUGCGAUUAUGAUCAGUUCGUGGCGCUGACAGAAGUCAAUGCCAGAGACAUCGACACCUGGAGAGAAGAGUGCGGCUUCACAGAAGACUUGGUGGCUGAUGAGUCGUCUUUUGAAUGAGACAUUCUUCUACAUCAUUGUUACCCUCUUGUAAGAGGUCAUAUAUUAUACUCGUAUAUUGUUACAUUGUAACCUUGUUAAAAAUAGCUGAUUCGUUAUCGAUUUCACAAAAUUUUUCGGUGCAUUAUUUAUAAAUUGUGAUUUCUGUUUUUUUUUAUGGUUUUACUAUUUUUUUGAAAUUUUAAAUCUACUUUUGAACUUCUAAUUGAAAUAUAAUUUAUACAUUUAUAAACUCAGGUUUCAAUGCACACGUUUCUUUUUAUUAUCGACGAUUGAUUGUUCGAUAUAUAAUUGAAUUUUGACAAUACAAAGGUAUGCUAGUUAAAAUCUGUCAAAUUUGUUAUUCAAAUAUUAAUCUUUUGAUUUUGAAGUAUGACAUGUCCGCCUGUACCGUUGUUAACUUAUAUAAAUUUUGUUAUCAUGUUUUAUAUUGUUUAUUCAAAUACAAAUUUUGCGCUUGCGCAAGUA